This is a messenger RNA of Corapipo altera (White-ruffed manakin), 1641 nucleotides long. It is a transcript of the gene ST6GALNAC6, whose product is annotated as ST6 N-acetylgalactosaminide alpha-2,6-sialyltransferase 6. NCBI's taxonomy places the organism in Eukaryota, Metazoa, Chordata, Aves, Passeriformes, Pipridae. The record is from RefSeq and is a predicted model, not a curated record. The coding region runs from base 629 to 1519 and encodes 296 amino acids. The transcript has 7 exons. Gene Ontology annotation, molecular function: alpha-N-acetylgalactosaminide alpha-2,6-sialyltransferase activity. Gene Ontology annotation, biological process: ganglioside biosynthetic process; oligosaccharide metabolic process.
GACCCGGCCUGGGAGGCAGCAGCGGCGAUAUCGUUAUCGGCGGCGAUAUCGAUAUCGGUACCGGCAGCGGUAUCGCAGCGCACUGCGGGGCGGGCGGAGCGGUCGGUGCACCCCGCGCGUCCCCUCCGGGCCCGUUCAGCCGGUGCAGGGGCGGAAUUCGCCGUGUCCGGCGGGGGAGCGGCCCCCGCCCCGGGACCGAGCGGCGAUGUGAGCCCCGGGCCCCGCCAUGGCCGAGCCCGCCGGAGGGGCCGGGCAGCCCCCGCCGCCCGCGGGGCGCAGGAGGUGACGGACCCCCCAUGAGAGCCCCCGCCAGCCCCACCAGCAGAGGAUAAUCCUCCCUGGAGCCCAGCCCAAGACAGGGAUCCUGCCAGCAGAAGCCGUGGCUUAUCUGCACCCCAGAGCCUGCCUGACCUAUGCCCACAGCAUUUCCCUUCCCUGAAUCGAUUUCAAGGGUUUACCUUCCCCUUCAGAGGGAGGAGACCUGGGAACUCAUUCCACAUACAGCUCCUUCCGUAUCCCCACCGGAUCGGUAUUGUAUCCCCAUGGGCCAGUGCUGGGGGUGACCAUGUGCCUUGCAGGUGCUCACGGGAUGCCAGCGACCACCGUGUGCUGAGACCACCACAAAGACAUGAGUGGCAACGCGAGCCAACGCGCCGCCGCCCUGGGAGUCCUCUUUGCCCUGAUUAUGUUGCUGAUCAUCUACAGCUCCGGCAACGGGAGCGAGGUCUUCCCCUACAGCCGCCUGCGGGGCAGAACCCGCCGGCCCCCUGACCUCAAGAAGUGGGGGGUGAAAAGCGGGUACCUGCCUGUCUGUGGGAACAAGACCCUGACUGCCCGCUGCCACCAGUGUGUCAUUGUCACCAGCUCCAGCCACCUCCUGGGCACCCACCUGGGCACAGCCAUCGAUGGGGCCGAGUGCACCAUCCGCAUGAACGACGCUCCGACCACGGGCUAUGAGGCUGACGUGGGCAACAAGACCAGCUUCCGCGUGGUGGCCCACUCCAGCCUCUACCGUGUCCUCAAGCGGCCCCAGGAGUUUGUCAACAAGACACCAGAGAACAUCUUCAUCUUCUGGGGGCCCCCUAUCAAGAUGCAGAAGAGCCUCCUGAAGAUCAUCCAGCGCGUCUGUGCCUCCUUCCCCAACAUGACGGCCUAUGUCGUGUCCCCCGGCCGCAUGAAGCAGUUUGAUGACCUGUUUCGGGGGGAGACAGGAAAGGACAGGGAGAAGUCGCGCUCGUGGCUCAGCACUGGCUGGUUCACCAUGGUGAUCGCGGUGGAGCUGUGCGACGCCGUCCACGUCUACGGCAUGGUGCCACCCAGCUACUGCGGCCACCACCCCCCACCCCGCCGCCUGCCCUACCACUACUACGAGCCCAAGGGCCCCGACGAGUGCACGACCUACAUCCACAACGAGCGGAGCCGCAAGGGCAACCACCACCGCUUCAUCACCGAGAAGAGGGUCUUCGCCAGCUGGGCCGGCCUCUACAACAUCACCUUCUCCCACCCCAACUGGCCCUAGGGGCUGUCCCCCCACCUGCCGGGCAGACCCCUGGAGCUGGGAUGGAUGGGGGUUUCCCUGCAUCCCCCUGGGAGCGGUGGGAGCCAGGCAUCGGGGUGCCACCGGGUGCCUCCCACAGGACC